Molecule: messenger RNA, 3212 nt
Organism: Plectropomus leopardus (leopard coralgrouper)
Lineage: Eukaryota; Metazoa; Chordata; Actinopteri; Perciformes; Serranidae
Gene: tars1
Product: threonyl-tRNA synthetase 1
Biological process (GO): threonyl-tRNA aminoacylation
Cellular component (GO): cytoplasm; mitochondrion
Molecular function (GO): threonine-tRNA ligase activity; ATP binding
Source: RefSeq, a predicted model, not a curated record
UCCGGAUACGUCAUCACCCCUCACCGGCUUCCUGACUGCCUGCUGUACUCAUUGCCCGGACUUUCGAAAGUUGUCGUUCAAAGUGAGGUAACUUUUCCCUCGUUAUGGCUGACGAGACUGUGGUGGAGAAAAUGAGCGAAUUGCAGGUGGACGAAAAGAAAAAGGGGGGAGCUGAAAGCGGAAAAGAUGGAGGAAAGAAGAAAGCUAAAAGUGCUGCUGGCGAUUCUGGAGGCAGGACAGAGCUGAUGCCACCACCCCAGUACAUUGAUGAGCGUCUUACUUUGUACAAUAAGCUCAAAGCUGAGCAUGAAGCUCUAAUGGCAGAAAGGGCUGCGAACAAUAGUCGACCCAUCAAGGUAACUCUUCCUGAUGGAAAGGUGGUGGAUGCUGAGUCCUGGAAGACCACACCGUACCAGGUGGCCUGUGGAAUCAGUCAAGGCCUUGCAGACAACACAGUGAUUGCGAAAGUGAACAAAGGUGUGUGGGACCUGGACAGACCUUUGGAGGACGACUGCAGCCUCGAGUUGCUCAAGUUUGAUGAUGAGGAGGCCCAAGCUGUUUACUGGCACUCCAGUGCUCACAUCCUGGGUGAAGCCAUGGAGAAGGUGUACGGAGGCUGCCUCUGCUACGGUCCCCCCAUCGAGAAUGGCUUCUACUACGACAUGUUCCUGGAGAGCAAUGAGGGCGUAUCGAGCAAUGACUUCCCAUGUCUGGAGACCUUGUGCAAGAAAAUUAUCAAGGAGAAGCAGCCGUUUGAGAGGCUGGAGAUAAAGAAGGAAACUCUGUUGGAAAUGUUCAAGUACAACAAGUUUAAGUGCCGCAUUUUGAAUGAGAAGGUUACCACUCCCACCACCACAGUUUACAGGUGUGGUCCCUUAAUUGACUUGUGUCGUGGGCCCCAUGUGAGACAUACAGGGAAAAUCAAGGCACUUAAGAUCCACAAGAAUUCAUCUACAUACUGGGAGGGAAAGGCGGACAUGGAAACCCUCCAGAGGAUCUAUGGAAUCUCCUUCCCUGACCCCAAAAUGCUCAAAGAGUGGGAGAAGUUUCAGGAGGAGGCCAAGAACAGAGAUCACCGCAAACUGGGCCGGGAGCAGGACCUGUUCUUCUUCCAUGACCUGAGUCCAGGGAGCUGCUUCUUCCUGCCUAAGGGGGCCUUCAUCUACAACACCCUGAUUGAGUUCAUCAGAGGUGAGUACAGGCAGAGAGGUUUCCAGGAAGUGGUGACACCCAACAUCUUCAACAGCAAGCUGUGGCACACCUCUGGCCAUUGGCAGCACUACAGCGAGAACAUGUUCUCUUUCGAGGCAGAGAAGGAGAUCUUUGCCCUCAAACCCAUGAAUUGCCCCGGACACUGUCUGAUGUUUGAUCACCGGCCGCGCUCCUGGAGAGAGUUGCCCCUUCGCAUGGCCGACUUUGGCGUCCUGCACAGGAACGAGCUGUCAGGAGCCCUGACAGGCCUCACCCGUGUCCGCCGCUUCCAGCAGGAUGAUGCUCAUAUCUUCUGCACUAUGGACCAGAUUGAGGAGGAGAUCAAGGGCUGCCUGAACUUCCUGCGAACUGUGUAUGACGUGUUUGGCUUCACUUUCAAACUCAACCUCUCCACAAGACCAGAGAAGUUCCUGGGGGAUGUGAGCGUCUGGGAUCAAGCAGAGAAGCAACUGGAGAACAGCUUGAAUGAGUUUGGGGAGAAGUGGGUUCUCAACCCUGGUGAUGGAGCUUUUUAUGGACCAAAGAUCGACAUUCAGAUCAAGGAUGCCAUCGGCCGGUACCAUCAGUGCGCCACAAUUCAGCUUGAUUUCCAGCUCCCCAUCCGCUUUAAUCUCACCUUUGUCAGCCAUGAUGGUGACGACAAGAAGAGACCAGUGAUCAUCCACAGAGCUAUCCUGGGAUCAGUAGAGAGGAUGAUUGCUAUUCUGACUGAAAACUACGGAGGCAAAUGGCCACUGUGGCUUUCUCCGAAUCAAGUGAUGGUUGUACCCGUGGGACCGACAUGUGAGGAGUACGCUCAGAAGGUCAAGCAGGAAUUCCACAACAGCGGCUUCAUGACUGAAGUGGAUCUCGACCCCGGCUGCACUCUGAACAAAAAGAUCAGAAAUGCACAGUUGGCGCAGUACAACUUUAUCCUGGUGGUGGGAGAGAAAGAGAAGACAAGUAACACGGUGAACGUACGCACCCGGGAUAACAAAGUCCAUGGCGAGCGCACUGUGGAGGAGUGCAUUGAGCGCUUGAAACAACUCAAGACCUGCAAGAGUCGAAACGCAGAAGAGGACUUCUGAGCUUUCUCGCUCUUCUGUCAGCUUGUCCUCUCAACAGCACCUUGAGUCUGGUAACUUUAAAAGGGCCAUGUGGUUAAAAUUGGUUUUGGAUGAGGGAUAAAAACUACUCUCACAAUGUUGCCUAGUCUCUGCUAAAUCUUUUUUUUUUUGCAGUUGUCUUUUUUUUGUGGUGUCUUACUAUUUUGUGUUGAACACAUCUGUGUCUUUAAUGUAUUAUCAUAAUUUCGGUUAUCAAGUCUCGUGGCUGCUUUACUCUCUCUGCUCAUACAGAAAUACCAGCCCAGUUGCCAGAAGGAAAUGUUUUCUUUGUUACUUUUUGCAAACCAUGAAUGUUACAUGUUCAUAUUUCAUAUUAAGGUCUCUAAACUGAUGCAACAGAAGCUGAUUUUUGUCAUCUGGAGGUGGAAGGGAUGUUGGAUGACUAAUAUUGAGGCAAGCCGCCUGCCAAGCUGCAUGCCGCAUUUGAACCAACAACCCGGUUGUUUUUGGCAACCUUUUGCAGCGUUUUUACGGGUAAGUUUGUGGCACCAAACACUGCUGGCUUUUUAAAAGACACAAGGUGUAUCUAAUGACACAUUGCGGUGUCUUUCACCGUCCUGCCCCUGCUUAUGUGCCACCACAAAAGCCAAAACUAGUCUUUUCAUAACUAUAACAAAGUCUUUUUUGUGCCCAGACCUAACCACACCUUCGUACAUAAAAUUUCAACAUAUCUGCUACAAAACUAUGUACAAAUGUAUCUUACCCAUGGUUUGCAAAAGCAUUCAAUACAAAGAUAUUUUUCCUGGCAAUUUGGUUAAGAAAUACCACUGAGACUCUCAAUAAGAUUAGGUCUUUAAACAGCUGAUUGAUAAAUGAAGAAAUGGUUUGUAACACUGUCUUAACUGGAAUUGUACAUGCGUUACAAUUUUGAUAAUUAAACAAAUCUAUUCUUUA